This is a messenger RNA of Closterium sp. Naga37s-1, 1401 nucleotides long. NCBI's taxonomy places the organism in Eukaryota, Viridiplantae, Streptophyta, Zygnematophyceae, Desmidiales, Closteriaceae. The record is from the annotation of a GenBank genome assembly.
AUGCGCUACAGGUUCUGGCACUCGGCACAUAGCCAUCCACAUGGCGCGUCCCCAUUGGACCAGGUCGUGGUGGACACGUCAGCAGCACCCUCCGUGUCAUUUAGCGACGCACUCAUGAAAGAAGUCCUUCCCAGAAGCUUCCCGGAUGGGAGUGAGGGGGAGGAGGAGUUGUGGAGGAAAGGAGACGGCAUGAGAAAGGGUUUUAAAAGGAUUUUUGUCUAUAUCCUCGUUGCAGCAUGCAUGUUCCUCACAUGGUUGCUGAUGCGCUCCUAUACCACGUCAUCCCUCACCCACAUGGGCCGCAACAUGCGGGCGCAACUGGUGCAGGGCGUAUCUGCAGGAAUGGGCGCAGCCCUUGCCACUGUACCCUCCUCCUCUGGAGCCCAACUGGCACCUACACUACAAGGAACCUUCGUCUCCUUCUCAGGAACCUUCCCUGGAGAGGACUCAUCGGGACACUUACACACACUCAUACUCCUUGCUAGAGUUACCAAUAAUACUCUCCACUAUACCGUGGAUCCUUCACAACCCGCCAACCCCAGCCUAUCCGACGCUGCCACGUCAGCCAGCCCUGUUGUAUCCGUUGCAGCACAGUACCUCGCUUCCGCCGUCUCCCCCUCCCAGCUCCUCUCUUCCUGCUUCUUCUCCCCUGACCAUGUCCCCCUGGACCCUAAACCCGGGGGUACAGAGCAGCUGUACUACGUGGACGCAUGCCCUGUCAGUGUCAACGCCUCGGCCUCUAGUCUACAGGGGACAGUGCAGCAGCAGCAGCAGCAGGGUGAUGAUCUGCUGGUGAUCUCCAUAGUGCCGUCGGCUCUCAUCCUCGCUCCCUCGGAUCCCGGCAGUGACACGGUCAGGGCGCUCUGCAUCUCCCUGCCACUGGUCGUCCUCGUUAUAGGCCUGCUGCUCGUCUGCAUGAACACAUCCAUGGACUUGGCUCGAACGGGGCAGACGCUGCGCGAGGAGCUGGUGCGGCAGCUGGUGGAGAAGCACAGGGCGCCUAAGAAGCUGGUGCGGCAGCUGAUGGAGAAGCACAGGGUGGAGCAGCGCAGCAACCACAAGAGCCAGUUCCUCGCCAACAUGAGCCAUGAGCUGCGCACGCCCCUGGCGGGCAUCAUAGGGCUGCUGGACCUGCUGGCGUGUGACGCGCUCUCCCCCGAGCAGGAGGCCAUGCUGCGCACGCCCCUGGCGGGCAUCAUAGGGCUGCUGGACCUGCUGGCGUGUGACGCGCUCUCCCCCGAGCAGGAGGCCAUGCUGCGCACGCCCCUGGCGGGCAUCAUAGGGCUGCUGGACCUGCUGGCGUGUGAUGCGCUCUCCCCCGAGCAGGAGGCCAUGGUGCUGCAGAUCAAGCGCUCUCCUCCCCUUCUGCUUUCCUUCCCCCCUUCUUCUAUACAGCCAUGA